Molecule: messenger RNA, 1003 nt
Organism: Neogale vison (American mink)
Lineage: Eukaryota; Metazoa; Chordata; Mammalia; Carnivora; Mustelidae
Gene: CHCHD6
Product: coiled-coil-helix-coiled-coil-helix domain containing 6
Exons: 8
Coding region: 80-802 (240 amino acids)
Biological process (GO): DNA damage response; cristae formation
Cellular component (GO): mitochondrion; MICOS complex
Source: RefSeq, a predicted model, not a curated record
CAUAGGGAGCUGCAAUUCGGCGUUCAGCCGGUUGCUCUGGAGCCGGGUCGCGUGGCCGCCUGCCCGCUCGCCUCCUGUCAUGGGGAGCACCGAGAGCAGCGAGGCCCGCAGGGUGUCGUUCGGAAUGGACGAGGAGGAGCGGGUCCGGGUGCUGCAGGGCAUCCGGCUGUCUGAAAAUGUGGUUCACCGCAUGAAGGAUUCCAGCCAGUCUCGCCAAGCGGGGCAGCCUGCUUCCCCUCCUACCCCUCAACCUUCUACAGUUGGCACUUGCAAAGGCCCGGAGAAAGACUCCAAACUGCCCAGGUCUGAGUAUGGUGGUGGCCGGCAGUCCUCUGGGGUGGAGGAGGAUUUCCUCAAGAGGUAUAAACAGGAGCAGGCCAAGGUCCAGGAAGAGCUAUUCCAGGUGGUAACGAGGGAAAGAGAGGCAGCCACAAAGCACAGGAGUGUAUCCGUGAAGCGGGGGGAGGGCAGCGUUGACCAGGAGAAGCAGAAGUCAACCCAACUGGCCAGGGAGCUGGAGAGCCGGGAGGCAGAGCUGAGCCGCCGUGACACCUUCUGUAAGGAGCAGCUGGGGCGCAUUGAGAGGAAGAAUGUCGAGAUGUAUAAACUAUCUUCACAGCAAUUCCAUGAGGCAGCUUCGAAAAUGGAGGGCACGAUAAAGCCCCGCAGGAUAGAGCCCGUGUGCUCAGGGCUGCAGGCUCAGAUCCUCCGCUGUUACCGCGACCACCUACAAGAGGUGCUUCUGUGCUCGGACCUGGUCAAGGCUUACCAGCACUGCGUGAGUGCUGCCCACAAGGGGUGAGGAGCGGCUGGCCCUGGCACUGACUUGGAGCCCUGAAGAAGGAACCGGUUAUGGGACCACAGUCCACAGUCCCGUAGGCCACGGCCAUUUUCUCCUGGGUGCCUAUGGAUGCCUCUGUGCUUGGGGCUGCCACGUGUGUGAAAAAUAGAGUAUGUGCCACUGUCCAAAAACAAAUAAAGCAAAUGUCUUUGUUUUCAGUCA